AUGUUGGAAGAUCCUGUUGUUUAUGAUGCAAGUAUAUCAGCAUUCAACAAUUCCAAAGCUAAUAAAUCAAAUCAAUCAGAUGAAAAUGGUGAUGUAUAUUUAAAAUUAAAGAAAUUAGAAAAGGAAUUAGAAUUAUUAUUAUUACAAGAAGAUUAUAUUAAAGAUGAACAACGUCAUUUAAAACGUGAAUUAGUAAGGGCUCAAGAAGAAGUUAAAAGAAUUAAAUCAGUUCCAUUAGUGAUUGGACAAUUCUUAGAACCUAUUGAUGAAAAUACUGGGAUUGUUUCAUCCACUACUGGUUCAAAUUAUGUGGUUAGAAUAUUAUCCACUUUAGAUCGAGAAUUAUUAAAACCUUCUUCAUCUGUUGCAUUACAUCGUCAUUCCAAUGCUUUAGUGGAUAUAUUACCACCUGAAGCUGAUUCAUCUAUUUCCAUCGUUGGUGAUGAUCAAAAACCCGAUGUGACAUAUGCUGAUGUCGGUGGUUUAGAUAUGCAAAAACAAGAAAUAAGAGAAGCUGUUGAAUUACCAUUAACUCAAGGUGAUUUAUAUUCUCAAAUUGGUAUUGAUCCACCAAGAGGGGUUUUAUUAUAUGGUCCACCAGGUACCGGAAAGACUAUGUUAGUUAAAGCUGUAGCCAAUUCCACUACUGCUUCAUUUAUAAGAAUAAAUGGUUCAGAAUUUGUUCAAAAAUAUUUAGGUGAAGGUCCAAGAAUGGUUAGAGAUGUUUUCAGAUUAGCUAGAGAAAAUAGUCCUGCUAUUAUUUUUAUAGAUGAAAUUGAUGCUAUUGCAACUAAAAGAUUUGAUGCUCAAACUGGGGCUGAUAGAGAAGUUCAAAGAAUUUUAUUAGAAUUAUUAAAUCAAAUGGAUGGGUUUGAUCAAAAUUCAACUGUUAAAGUUAUAAUGGCUACUAAUAGAGCUGAUACUUUAGAUCCAGCUUUAUUAAGACCAGGUAGAUUGGAUAGAAAAAUUGAAUUUCCAAAUUUGAAAGAUAGAAGAGAAAGAAGAUUAAUCUUUUCCACUAUUGCAUCUAAAAUGUCUUUAGCUCCAGAAGCUGAUUUAGAUUCUUUAAUCCUUAGAAAUGAUCCAUUAUCAGGAGCUGUCAUCGCCGCCAUUAUGCAAGAAGCUGGGUUAAGAGCAGUUAGAAAAAAUAGAUAUAUGAUUUUACAAAGUGAUUUGGAAGAAGCUUAUACUUCUCAAGUUAAGACUGGUACUGAACAUGAUAAAUUCGAUUUCUAUAAGUGA
Scheffersomyces coipomensis is the source of this 1242-nucleotide messenger RNA. RefSeq names its product proteasome regulatory particle base subunit (gene PR26). Gene Ontology annotation, molecular function: proteasome-activating activity; ATP hydrolysis activity; ATP binding. Gene Ontology annotation, cellular component: proteasome regulatory particle, base subcomplex. Gene Ontology annotation, biological process: proteasome-mediated ubiquitin-dependent protein catabolic process. NCBI's taxonomy places the organism in Eukaryota, Fungi, Ascomycota, Pichiomycetes, Serinales, Debaryomycetaceae. Bases 1 to 1242 code for a protein of 413 amino acids. The record is from RefSeq and is a predicted model, not a curated record. The transcript has a single exon.